ACCCCAGCUAUUAGCAAAGUCCAAUAGGUGUUGCAGAUUUUCCAACUUCUAGGAGUAGACCUUCUACUUCCACGUAUUUGCUGCACAAACCGUCAGCCCUUUGCUCCAAUUCUUCAACAUUUCAUCAAUACUCUUCAACAAAAUCCAAAUUUACUUCCACCCAAAUCACUUUCUUGGAUUCUGCGUAUCCUUCUCAAUCCUAAGGAAUCAAAGUUUUCUUAAUGCCCAUUUGAGUUCACUUAUUUCCAUGUUCUAUUGCUACAACUGUUUAAUUUGAUCCUAAGAAAUUCUCUCUAUAUCUUGUAUGAAAAAGUUACAAUCUUUUGGAAUUUGGAGCUAAAGGGUUUGUUCAGAUUACCUCAGUUUAUUUUGAUAGCUAGUGCUUCCUGGGUGACUUUAUCUAGCACCAUUUUAUGUCAAUUUCAACGCCGUUUUCUCUUUUGUUUGAUCUGAUUGCCCAUUUAAUAAGGUCUCUUACUUAAAAUUUGUUCUUCAGUUUGGUGUAGCAUGGUUAGGUACUUUGGAGGGAAGUGAAAAAAGACAAGACCAUGAGCAGGUCUAGAAGGUUCUUGAAUGAAAGUGCAAGGGGAGAUGGGAUAAAACAUAUUGAUCAAAGAGGUGGAACAAGUUUUCUUGAUCAUGAAAUUUCUCAACUCACAAAGAUUAGGUCAAACCCCCAUGAAAGAAUGAGACACUUGCUUCCUGGCAAGGCAAAAGAACCAGUUUCAUCUCUUAAAAUGUUGGCUGCUAGGGAAGGGAAUUAUACAGGCAGAGGAAGAUUUUCAUCUUCUGACUGUUGUCAUCUUCUGAGCCGGUAUCUUCCAACAAAUAGUCCUUCUGUAGUUGACCAAAUGAGGAGCUGUGCUUAUGUUUCACAGUUUUCGACGAAUGGUUCUCUUUUUGUUGCUGGAUUUCAGGAAAGUCAUAUUAGGAUAUAUAAUGUUGAUCAAGGCUGGAAAAUCCAGAAGGAUAUUAGAGCAAAAAGUUUAAGAUGGACAAUAACUGAUACAUCGCUUUCUCCUGACCAACGUUUUCUUGUUUAUUCCAGUAUUUCACCCAUUGUCCAUAUUGUUGAUGUUGGAUCUGGCAUGAAACAGUCUGUUGCAAAUGUUACGGAAAUUCAUGAAGGCUUGGAAUUUACUUCCCCUACCUAUGAUUAUGACAGUUAUACAUUUGGAAUAUUCUCUGUGAAGUUUUCUACUGAUGGGCGAGAACUUGUUGCUGGUAGCAGCGACAGUUCAAUAUAUGUUUAUGAUCUUGAAGCAAAAAGGCUAAGUCUCCAAAUUCCAGCUCAUACGUCUGAUGUUAAUGCUGUAUGCUUUGCUGACGAAACUGGACACCUCAUAUAUUCUGGAAGCGAUGAUAGCCUGUGUAAGGUCUGGGACAGGCGUUGCUUUGGUACUAGAGAGCAAGCAGCUGGGAUUCUCAUUGGACAUCUAGAAGGCAUUACAUCUAUUGACACUCGAGGAGAUGGCCGGUAUCUUAUCUCAAAUGGGAAAGAUCAGGCUAUCAAACUCUGGGAUAUAAGAAAAAUGUCUUCUAACAUUAAUUACUCCCCAAGGCCUAGAAGUUAUGACUGGGAUUACAGAUGGAUGGACUACCCAGAGCAUGUUAGAAACAAGAGACACCCACAUGACCUGUCAUUGGCUACUUAUAAAGGCCACUCAGUCUUGCGCACUCUCAUACGCUGUUAUUUCUCUCCUGCACAUAGCACAGGGCAAAAGUUCAUCUACACUGGAUCAAGCGAUUCUUCUGUUUAUAUCUAUGAUAUGGUGAGUGGAGCUCAGGUUGCAAAACUUGAUUACCAUCAGGAGCCGGUGAGAGAUUGCAACUGGCACCCUUACUACCCUACGCUCGUUAGCUCUGGAUGGGACGGUAUGAUUGCUAAGUGGGAGUUUUCUGGUACUGGAACAAGCCCAUUGCCAGCAAAGCCGUUAUCCAGACGAUGGAGGCGAUCUUAAGUUGCUACUAGCUAGCAGCAUGCAUGCAGAAAGAUGUUUUUGGAGUACACUGAUUUAAAUUUCCAAAGCACAAGUAGGUAUGUCCAUGUUCUGGUUGCCCCUAACGGGAUAGUCCAAUGGCAGCGCCGAUAGGUCAGAAUAUCAUGAGUUCAAAUCCUAAUGGUUGCCUAGUUGGGCAUUGUCAUUAGCUAUUAUGUGAAAAGGGAGCUAUGAUUCUGUGACAGGUGUUAAUUGAAAAUUUAUAUGAAAGAUUAGUGUAAAAAGUUAAAAACAUUUACAUUGAAGGAUGUGAUGCACUGUACUACUUUUUAUAUACUAUUGGAAGCUAGGUAAAAAAUAUUGAAGGA
Molecule: messenger RNA, 2308 nt
Organism: Solanum dulcamara
Lineage: Eukaryota; Viridiplantae; Streptophyta; Magnoliopsida; Solanales; Solanaceae
Product: LEC14B homolog
Exons: 9
Coding region: 549-1961 (470 amino acids)
Biological process (GO): proteasome-mediated ubiquitin-dependent protein catabolic process
Cellular component (GO): Cul4-RING E3 ubiquitin ligase complex
Molecular function (GO): protein binding
Source: RefSeq, a predicted model, not a curated record